CGCCUGGCCUUCAUCACAUGAUCUUCAUCAUCAUCAUCAGCAUCAGCGUCUAACGUCACUGUGUGUUUGUGUGUGUGUGUGUGGGUUGUCGUGCUGUUAGCGAGGACAUGGCCGGCAUCUUGGCGUGGUUCUGGAACGAGCGCUUCUGGCUCCCGCACAACGUGACGUGGGCUGACUUGAAGAACACCGACGAGGCGACGUUCCCGCAAGCGGAGGACCUUUAUCUCGCUGGCCCUUUGGCCUUCUGCGUCGUUAUGCUGCGGCUGCUGUUCGAAAGAUUAAUUGCAAGGCCAUGUGCUGUGGGCCUGAAGAUUCAAGCCAACGGGCCACAAAAAGCCCAACCCAACGCCAUCUUGGAGAAGGUUUUUACCGCCAUUACCAAGCACCCCGAUGAAAAGAGGCUGGAGGGAUUGUCCAAGCAGCUGGACUGGGACGUCCGAACCAUUCAGCGCUGGUUCAGACAACGACGCAACCAAGAGAAACCCAGCACUCUCGCCCGCUUCUGUGAGAGCAUGUGGCGGUUUACAGUUUAUCUCUACAUUUUCACUUAUGGAGUGCGUUUCCUUAAAAAGACACCCUGGCUAUGGAACACUAAAGAAUGCUGGUACAACUACCCUUACCAGCCAUUGUCUGUGGACGUCCACUAUUACUACUUACUGGAGCUGUCCUUCUACAUGUCCAUGCUCUUCUCCCAAUUCACUGACUUCAAGAGGAAGGACUUCUUCAUCAUGUUCCUGCACCACGUGGCAACCAUCUCCCUCAUCACCUUCUCCUACGUCAACAACAUGGCAAGAGUUGGAACUCUGGUCAUGUGUCUGCACGACGCAGCGGACAUCCUGAUAGAGGCAGCCAAGAUGGCCAACUAUGCCAAAUGUCAGAUAUUGUGCAACCUCCUCUUUGCCAUGUUUGCAAUUCUCUUCAUCAGUUCCAGGCUGGCAGUUUACCCAGUGUGGAUUUUAAAUACCACCCUGUUCGAGAGUUGGGAAAUAGUUGGACCUUAUCCAUCCUGGUGGGUCUUCAACCUGCUUCUAAUCUUACUGCAGCUUCUUCACUCGUACUGGUCGUACCUCAUAGUGAAGACCGCAUACCACGCCAUCUCCAAAGGAAAGGUGGGGAAAUGGAGUCCUUUACAUGUGUCUAAAGAUGACCGCAGUGACAUCGAGUCCAGCUCGGACGAGGAUGAAAGCCCUCCAUCCAAACAGAAACUCCACAGCAGCGCCACUAACGGGACCAACAAAGCUCACGGGACCAAUGGCUACCUAACAGCAGCUUUUUACCCUGAUGAACACUGACUGUACUGGCACAGCCAUGUGGGGACAACAUUAACACCACUUAUUUUAUCCUCAACUUCUUUAUGGCUUCAGUUUUCAGUUUGACUCGUUUCCAUCAGACAUUUAAUCCUCUCGUCUGCAUAAUUUCAUCAGCUAUCCAGCAAACUUUUUUUUGUCAGAGAGUGAAAAUGUAUUCUUCUUUACGGCUUUAAGCAAACUACAGUUUGGACACACCUUCUCCUCAUUCAAUGUGUUUUCUUUAUUUUCAUGACUAUUUACAUUGUAGAUUGUCACAUCAAAACUAUGAAUGAACACAUGUGGAGUUAUGUACUGAACAAAAAAAGGUGAAAUAACUGAAAACAUGUUGGGUCUCUUCCUUAGAGGUAGGGUGAGAAGCUCUGUCAUGCAGGAGGAGCUCAAAGUAAAGCCGCUGCUCCUCCACACUGAGAGGAGCCAGAUGAGGUGGUUCAGGCAUCUGGUCAGGAUGCCACCCGAACACCUCGCUAGGGAGGUUUUUAGGGCACAUCCGACCGGUAGGAGAAGACCCAGGACACGUUGGGAAGACUAUGACUCCCGGCUGGCUUGGGAACGCCUCGGGAUCCCCCAGGAGGAGCUUGACCAAGUGGCUGGGAAGAGGGAAGUCUGGGCUUCCCUGCUUAGGCUGCUGCCCCCGCAAACCCGACCUUGGAUAAGUGGAAGAAGUUGGAUGGAUGGAUGGAUGUUUUAUAUUCUAGUUUGUUCAAACUAGCCACCCUUUGCUCUAAUUACUCGUUUGCACACUCUUGGCAUUCUCUCCAUGAGCUUCAAGAGGUAGUCACCUAAAAUGGUUUUCACUUCACAGGUGUGCUUGAAGCUCAUGGAGAGAUGUGAAAGAGUAAUCAGAGCAAAGGGUGGCUAUUUUGAAGAAUCUAGAAUAUAAAACAUGUUUUCUGUUAUUUCACCAUUUUUUGUUAAGUACAUAACUCCACAUGUGUUCAUUCAUACUUCUGAUGUGACAAUCUACAAUGUAAAUAGUCAUGAAAAUAAAGAAAGGAGAAGGUGUGUCCUAACUUUUAGCCUGUACUGUACAUCGAUACACAGUCGUCUGGCAUUCUGGGGGGGUGUGCGUCUUAUGUCGGUAUCUUUUGUGUUAUUUAUUUAUUUUCCUCACGAUUACGUUUAGUGCUACACCCCCAAAGAUUUGCCAGAUUAAUGAACGGUGAGUUCCAAUUUGUGACAUUGACUCGCCGUUUGAAAAAAAGACAAACAUUGUCCACUUUGGCUGUAUAUGAGAUGUCGACAACAGUAUUAUGUGUAUGACUAGAUACUGUAUUCCCUAUCAAUGCAUUUUGUUUAGUCGUGCGACACAUUGCUGCCUGCGUCUCGUACAAGGCACUUAUGAGUCCUUUGAAUUAUUCAAUAAAUGAACAAAAAUCGUUAUUGCAAA
Messenger RNA from Nerophis lumbriciformis (worm pipefish), 2697 nucleotides. It is a transcript of the gene cers6, whose product is annotated as ceramide synthase 6. Gene Ontology annotation, molecular function: DNA binding; sphingosine N-acyltransferase activity. Lineage: Eukaryota; Metazoa; Chordata; Actinopteri; Syngnathiformes; Syngnathidae. The record is from RefSeq and is a predicted model, not a curated record. Gene Ontology annotation, cellular component: membrane. Gene Ontology annotation, biological process: ceramide biosynthetic process.